This is a messenger RNA of Ornithodoros turicata, 2202 nucleotides long. It is a transcript of the gene BTBD9, whose product is annotated as BTB/POZ domain-containing protein 9-like. Gene Ontology annotation, molecular function: protein binding. Lineage: Eukaryota; Metazoa; Arthropoda; Arachnida; Ixodida; Argasidae. Gene Ontology annotation, cellular component: cytoplasm. The record is from RefSeq and is a predicted model, not a curated record. The transcript has 10 exons. Gene Ontology annotation, biological process: modulation of chemical synaptic transmission; circadian behavior; adult locomotory behavior. Bases 121 to 1872 code for a protein of 583 amino acids.
UAGCGAGCGCCAUUGCGGUGAGCAAGUGAAGCGAAGUACGACAAGUUGUCAACUUACAACAACACAACAUAGCAGCAUACGACGCUUGUAUUUACGUCGCUAGAACAUGGUGCCGUCAGAAUGAGCGACAACCACCGCCUGGACGGGGAAGAACCAUUCGGGGAGGUGAACCAUGUGUCCUGGUUGGCAGAACACAUUGGACAGCUGUAUCUGGAGCCAGACUACAGUGACAUCACCCUGGUGGUGGAGAACGUUAGACUUCCCGCCCACAAGGUGAUACUGGCAUCGUGCAGCGACUACUUCCGCGCCCUCCUCUUCGGGGGCAUGCGAGAGUCCAAGCAGAAGGAAGUGGAACUGCUGGACGCUCCCCUGCGGGCCUUCCAGCUCCUGCUCAAGUACAUCUAUACGGGACAACUCAAUUUGUCGGGGCUCAAGGAAGAUGCGGUGCUGGAAGUGCUGGAACUGGCUCACCAGUACGGUUUCGUGGAACUGGAGAGCGGCGUGUCUUCUUACCUGGAGCGCAUCCUCGGAGUGCGCAACGUGUGCCGCAUCUACGACCGCGCCUCCCUCUACCAGCUGAAGGCCCUGGCCGCCGUCUGCAGGGCCUUCGUCGACAGGCACGCCCUCAACAUCCUCCACACGGACACCUUCUAUUCGCUCUCUCCGGCGGCGCUCAAGGAGAUGAUUGGACGGGACUCCUUCUGCGCCCCCGAGGUGGACAUAUUCCGCGCGGUGUGUGAGUGGGUCUACCACAACCCCGGUGUGGACCCAGCUCCCAUCCUCCAGCAGGUGCGUCUCUCUCUGAUGAGCCUCCCAGAUCUACUGAAUGUGGUGCGACCCACGGGGCUAGUCUGCCCCAACACCAUCCUGGACGCAAUCAAGGCUCGCACGGAAAGCCGAGACGCCGACCUACGGUACAGGGGAUGCCUGUUGCUAGAAGAGAACGUGGCAACGGGGACCCACAAGGCGCAAGUCCUGCAGGGGGAGAUGCGCAGUGCCCUGCUGGACGGAGAGUCUCAAGGAUACGACAUGGAACGGGGGUUCACGAGGCAUCCCAUUGACGAAGGACAGUGCAUCCUGGUGCAGUUGGGCAUGCCCUACAUUCUCAACCAUAUGCGCCUCCUGCUCUGGGACAAGGACAACCGAUCGUACUCCUACUACAUUGAGGUGUCCGUCGACCAGAAGGAUUGGGUCCGGGUCGUAGACCACUCCGACUACCUGUGCCGUUCCUGGCAGCGGCUCUACUUCGAACAGAGGGUCGUUCGUUACAUACGCAUUGUUGGCACUCACAACACGGUGAACCGCGUGUUCCAUGCGGUGUCCCUGGAGUGCACGUACACGGAGCGACAGUUUGUGCUUGAGCGCGGCCUGAUGAGGCCCCAGGAGAACGUGGCCACAGUAGCCCUCUCCGCCUACGUCAUGGAAGGAGUGAGCCGCAGCCGCAAUGCCCUCAUCAACGGGGACACUAGCAACUACGACUGGGACUCUGGCUACACCUGCCACCAGCUGGGGUCUGGAGCGAUCGUCGUGCAGCUCGCACAGCCCUACCUGGUGGAUUCCAUGCGGCUGCUCUUGUGGGACUGUGACUCCCGUUCAUACAGCUACUAUGUCGAGGUUUCGGUGAACCAGAAGACCUGGACCAUGGUUGCCGACAAAAGAGAUGAGCUUUGUAGGUCGUGGCAGCUGCUUCUGUUCCCCCUCCAGCCCGUGGUGUUUGUCCGUAUAGUGGGCACGCAUAACUCAGCCAAUGAGGUGUUUCACUGCGUGCACUUCGAAUGUCCAGCGCAGCACGCCGCCACAACCGUCAAGGAAAGCAAGGAGGAAGAUGCUGCUGCAACGGAAGACAAGACCAAGUCCUGUUCGAAAGUGUAAAUUCUUCCCGACAGGAAGAACCGUCUACUCGACAGAUAAUUAUUUUGAGCGUCUGUGCCGUUCGCCUCAACCAAAAAGCGACCGUGUUAUACAGUGAAAGUAAAAAGCCGUAAUACGGGAGGGGUGCUGCCCAACCUUUGGCCAGUCCCGGUUGGCGAGUUAACGCGCGUAUCUUUAUUAAGCUGCGAAAUUGUACAGGGUGUCACUGCUUUUCCCCCCUGUACUUAAUAUUCGAGGGAAUGUAAAUACUGUGGAAAGACACACAGGGAAUGUCGUACGGCACGUGCCUACGAAAAAAGCGUGGGGCAGCACCCCGUUAUGUUUGAGAUA